Messenger RNA from Branchiostoma belcheri (Belcher's lancelet), 1502 nucleotides. RefSeq lists its product as uncharacterized. The record is from RefSeq and is a predicted model, not a curated record. The transcript is spliced from 3 exons. Bases 117 to 638 code for a protein of 173 amino acids. NCBI's taxonomy places the organism in Eukaryota, Metazoa, Chordata, Leptocardii, Amphioxiformes, Branchiostomatidae.
GGGUAGCGACUCGAGAUGGCCCACUUGCAAGUUUACUUGAUGACAAACUCCAGGAGUUGCAAGUUCAACGACAGCCGUACCAUGGGCAGUGUUUUGUGGGCAACCACGUCAACACCAUGCUUAAAGACCAUGCCAUACAGAAGCUGACAUCUGCAGCAAAGAUUGUAGCUGAGGAGCUAGUGGAGGAGCAUGACUUUCCUCUGGCAGUGUAUACAAGAGCGGCAACAGUGGAGAGGAGGUUUAAGAACCUCUUCCAACUGUUUGCUGACUGCCAUGUGAAGUACGGUCACGCCGGGCCCAUGUCCCAGGAGGACAUUACAAGUUUGGAUGCCUGUAUACAGACCUUCAUGGCCUACUUCAGGCAUACCUUCCCGUCUGCGACUAUUCCCCUCAAAAUGCACCUUCUGGAGGACCACGUUGUGGGUUGGAUUCAACGCUGGGGGUUCGGGAUCGGUUUUCACGGAGAACAGGGGAUCGAAAGUUGCCACGCCAUAUUCAAUGGGUUGGAGAGGUCCCAUAGUGGGAUAAAGGAUCCGGAGAGGAGGUUGAGGGCAACACUGGAGAAGCACCUCCUUUCUGUGACUCCUGGGAGGGUGGGAGGUGUGCCAGAGCCCAAACCAAGAAAUGUUGCUGAAUAACUCAAAAUGAGUUAAUCUAUAUGGAACACACUACUUGUAUAUACAUAUGAGAACUAAAUAGUUACAUGCAGUAAGUGCAGCUGUUAUUUUUUUUUGUUUGCCCUGGGUAAGAACAAUAAGGAAGUGCUCCCAUAGUGACCUUCCCAGCAGUUUAAAUUGUGAAUUGACCCUUAAACUCAUAAAAAUUCUAGACAGUCUAACCUCCAGAACAUUAAAGGAAGGAUCUAGGAGCAGAUUUGCAUACUGGUCAGUUUUCAAAGAUUCAAUUUUUUUUAUUAUCUACUGUUUUUCAGUGUAAAAUUUUCAAAAGGGAGAAUGACUCAGAUACUUCUUACAAAGCCACAUAGGCAUGAAAAUAGCAACUUUCAGGUUGCAAUAUCAACCUUGAUCAAAUUCCAACUUUCAAUUCAAAUCAGCCCUGUCAAAGUUUUAUCCAAGGAUAUAUAUGGUGCCCUAUCUACUUGCAACCUGAAAUGUCUUUUUGACAACUGAAUAAGCUUUGGCAGUUUUGGGUCUGACAUAUGGCUUGUAAAUGUGAUGCCUACUACUUACAGUCAGAUAAACCAGUGUAAACUUAGGCUCUGUAUGUAGAACUGGGCAUGUAACUGCCAACCAAGGUCUCAAGCUAGUCAGAGCUGCCAUUACUAUUAUACUUCAUAUUCUGGGUUACUAAUACUAGUGAAUAUGACUUCUUAUAUAUAUAUAUAUGUGUGUUUCAUUUCUAAAGUGUCUUGAAGAGAAUGUUUACUUGGUAAGCUAAACUGUCUUGGACAGGCCUCCCCCAUGUACACUGCACGGCUGCCAGAACAAGACUGUAGUCUUGUAGUUAUGUUAUCGAAUUUAUAUGGAAAGGGUGGGGUCAUU